This is a messenger RNA of Seminavis robusta, 7080 nucleotides long. The record is from the annotation of a GenBank genome assembly. Lineage: Eukaryota; Bacillariophyta; Bacillariophyceae; Naviculales; Naviculaceae.
AAACAUGCCGCGCCAAUGUCCAAAACCACACAAGAAAAAACAACGGCAAUGGCACUACUUUAGUGUUUGUUCCGUCGCAUGCCUCCAGCAAUCAUACCCAGUAGUUUGUAGUUUCCUCAAGGCAACUCGACUACUAGUAUCACUGUUUUCAAUAAAUCAAAAUGCUCAGACCAAUGGAACGAAACGGCCAUGCUUCGCACAGUUCAUCGCCUCAACAUCCCAAUGCUACCGCCACAACCAGCAUCAGCCCCAGCAGUGGCAAUGGCAGCAGUAAAUUGACCAGGGGCAGCAGCAGUCGACGAAUAUUCGGCAAUGGAAUUCAAAUGAUUGUGUUGAUACUGAUUGGUGUGGCUCUGGCGUUUAGUGGAAUUUUCAUGGUCCAAUUUGCUUCCUCUGCUGGUCAAUAUGAUGCGGAUUUUUUGCCCCAUGACAAGAAGGAAAUGAUGGCAUCGCAACCAGGAUCACGAGUGCCAAAAGUUGGGACAACUCUGCGAAACACGGCAAAUAAUAAACAAGUGCAGAAACAGAGAGAAAUGACGGAUGAAGCUUCCAAACAGCCACUGCUAUCAAAUCAGGCUAAAAUUGGUGCUCAAGCUGCAGAAACUGAACCAAUAUCUACUGGUACAUCCAACAAACCUCCAAAGAAUUCUAUUGAGAAAAAGAACAGAAAAGUCAAGAAACAACGAGCAGAAAAGACUAAACAAUCCACAACUCGCCUAGAAUCUGAGGAGCAGGUGGAUGAUCACGAGCCAGCAUCUCACGAAACCACUCCUCCACCAAUGGACAAGCCUGAUGAAAGCAGCAAGGCCACAACAAAACCACUCAAGACACUCGAAGCACCUGUUUCCUCAUCAUCAUCAACAACAGCUUCAGCCACUAAAAUUGAAGCAACAUCCAACAAAGCAUACGCCUUUCUUCUAGGCGGCAUCCCGGAAAAGCCAAGAGAUGGGAGUAAUCUCAUCAAACCUUCCCUGGCCAAGGGAGAACCUUUCCCAUACGAUUCCUACCGCGGAUUACUCUACAAUAUACUCAUAUCCGUCAAGACACUUCGAGAUUCGGGAUCCACUGCGGAUAUGGUGGUUCUGGUCCACAUGGCAACCGCCAACACCAAAUUGCCACCCGAGCACACACAAUGGCUCACAAACCUGAAUAUUCGAAUCAUCUAUGUACCAACGGCACCCUCUGUCGUCAACGAAUUCAGUACCAUACCCUUUGAAAAAUUCCGCAUUUUGGAUUUGAUCGAAUACAAGCGAGUACUCUACAUGGAUGCCGAUGUCACUCCCCAUUGUAAUCUGGAUUACAUUAUGGACUUGAGCAUGCCAAACGACAACGACGAUAGUCCACCCCUACUUCAAGAAAACUUGAUUGUCAGCUUGGCAAAAGCACCCGCUACGGGAAGUUUGUUCAUGUUGGCACCAGGGCCUGGAAAGUUUGCCAAAUUAAUGAAGGUCGCGGCGGAUUCCGCCAAUUCCUUGGGGUGGCGAGAUGGACCAGGAUGGUCCAAAAGUGGUGGUGGCAGAGUCAAUCCGUGGAGAGCUCUCGGCGGUAGUACUCUGCCUGGAAACUCUUACAAGUACACUGGAGCUCAAUCCGAUCAGGGAAUGGUCCAUUACUGGACAACUGUAAACCAAGGAAAGGUGUCCAUUGUGAUUGGUGAUGUUGUCGAAAACUGGAAUAAUGGGGUGCUCAUGUCCAACUUGACGGGUAAUCCGCUCAAACAGUAUUCGUGUCUCUCGGAUGACAUGGAUGGAAACAUGGACCGGAGCAGCAUGUUUGAAACUCCAAAGGAUUCACACAUCAUGUCCCCGAAAGGAGUGGCUCCCUAUCGCGACUUUUCUCAGUGGGGUCAUGCCAAAAAGAAGCCUUGGCAUUUUAUUCAGGCACCGCUCGUGGCAUCCGAGGAGGACAUGAAAACUCCAGUGGAACGUUGGUUCCAUACGCUCCGAAAGCUAGACCAAGAGCUGCAAUUGGGUCUUGACUUCCGUGAUACAAGUGGCGGGAAAGGAAAAUCCAGACAACCUAAUUGGCGUCAUGUCGAAAAGAAAGAGUGGAUCAGCGUCAAGCCGUCUUGGACCACCACGGUCAAGUCGGUGGGUCAAUGGGGAAUUCGAGGUGUCGACAAUCCACAAUCAGUGCUACCAUGGGAACCGCCAGAAUUACUGUCAGCAGUUCCCAAGCCUGCUGGUGGCGAUGACCCCAACAGCAAUCUUCGAUCCAUCUGCAGCUGCGACGACCAACCAAUUCACACAGAUCCCUGUUCACUGCCUGAUCAGCAGGUGGAGGAUUGGCUGGAGGAUCGUUCCCAAUUGUCCUUAUCAGCAGAGCGCCCUCUCUGCCCCAAUGCCGCUCGAAAUCAUUUCCACGCGGUGGUUCCAGUACAUGGCCUGUCGGAAGAUGCUGCGCGAGCGUCUGUAUGCUCCGUGGCAUGCCAAGAUUAUCCACCGGGCAAAUUGUCAGUUUACAUCUACGACGAUGGGUCUGAUCCCACUGGAUUUGUGAAGAGUGCCUGCUCCAACAAACAAAUUGAUCCAGCAGUCAAGAUCCAACAGGCCCAAAUGCGUUCCCUGGAAGAGUCUGUCGCUCAGAACAACGCGGGUGAGCUUGUUGUAGAUUGCCUGCAUCCUGCAUCUCGCCAGGCCUCCAAGAACUCUCUGCAUUUGGCCCUUGGGCUUGUAAAGACGCAAUCCGGUGCCAAUGAUAUUGUUCUUGUGCUGGAUGGUGGCGAUGAACUAUCGUCAAAUCGGGCCCUGCAGACUAUCAACGAAAAAUUCAUCCAAAAGCCUGCCUGGACCUUCUUUGCUUCCAGCACAUCGGCAUUGUUGUCGACCGAGGCCGACUUUAAGCCUCGAGAGAACUUCCCGAUGGAGGAGAUUGGUUCUCCUCUUGGUUUCAAGGCGCACCUGCUAAGUCAUGUAAGUCACGCGGACUUCUCGGCAGUUUCCGAUGGCUCUGAGCGUUCGUAUUUCUACCGCAUGUUGGAACUAUCGGGAGCGGAUAGAGUGGUGUCAAUGGCUCUGCAAGCCACCAGACACAAGGACGCCAGAGCUGACGGUGCUUCUCAAAUGAGCCUCAUACGGAAGGCCCAGCCUGCCACCAGAUUGGAACUCCCCGUGGAGGUCGUUUUGACGUGUACAAGCGAAGUUCUUGUCAGGCAUCAACUAGAUUGGUUGCAAGAACAAUCCCUGACGAAAUCUCGAAACAUCAGUGUCCAUCUGCUCAUCGAAAGCCCGCAAAUGGAGAGUGCGAUAGAGUCUGCUGUCAAAGAAUUCCUCGCAGACCAAGCCAAAAGCGACGCUAAAGAUUCCCUGCCAAUAACCGUGAACUUGCAGAAGCAAUUUGAUGCGACCCAGGGCUGCUCCGAUUUUCUGUUUGCGCAGAACCUGCACCACGAAAGGCCCCUCGAUCAUGUUGUGUUUCUUGAUGGCAACCAGUACUGGUCGCCCACGUAUCUCGCCAGCCUGACACAUCAGCAUCGACCCAGAGGCAUGACGACCUGGAUCGGAAAGCGAUUCGACGAUCAGAACCCCCAAACAAAACUUGCCGAGUACUCAAACUCCACUUUGUCCUUUAUGGACAUUGUCAAAGGCAAAAGAUUAGACGAGACACGGUUCACGACCAUGACAUCUGAUGCGUCAAUCUUCGACGCAAACCUUUGGCUCCUUCAUGGUCAAAUGGAUCGUUUGAAGGGAACUUUUGAAAAGUCGUGCGACCUGUGGGUAUCCUACACGUUGGAUGCGCUGCUUGGGUGGAGGCAACGGCGACUUGAAGCCGAGACAAUCCCGGUGAACAUUCCAAGCUCUGACAAGAGUGUCUACGCAAACAAGGUCUUUAGUAGGUUACCCACUGGAAAGGGGCAUGAUAUUGAAAAUCUCAGGACAGCAAUAUCAGAGCAGCUCAAAUCCCGCCCCAAGCAAAGCCUCAGCAACGACGGUAUGAAUCGCCUUUUCGCAGAUUUGCAGAGAAAGUUUCAUUGGAGAGUUCUGAAAAGGCGAAAAGGCGACUUUGCAUCAUUGAGCAUUGUUCCACCAUUGCAUGAUGACCAGGGCGAGAAUGUUGCGCACCCUCAAAUCGCACCAGAGACGAAGAGCGAAAAGCGGGCGUUCGUCUGUGCCACUGGGCAGUUCGACCGCUUUGAAGCUGAAAGCAAAAUUGAAAAUCUGUUUAUACCAUUGCAAAAAGCUGGAUACAAGACAGACGUUGCGUUGAUCUUGUCUAAUCCGGGAGAAACUGCCUUCACCAACGAAGACUUCAAAGAGAGAAAGAAGAUCAAGACAGAUUCACAUCCUUUUUAUGAUUCCUUUGAACAUGCUGUUGCAGACUUUGAAAAGAACAACGUUAGGGUUCUCUUUCCGAAGAAUGGCACAUACCCCAAAGUUGCCGACCCUCCUUUGCACAAGGAUUACUUUGGCCUCUUAUUCGCUGUCCAAGGGCGCGACAAAGAAGCUCAGAAAUCGCGCGUCCUAAACCACGCAAGGAUUUUUGACAGCUACGUUCGAUGCUUGAACUACGCAAAAGCUGCCAGUCUUGAAGCGACUGGCAAGCCCUUCUCAUCUUCGAAUCCAUACUACGACGUUUUCAUUCGGAUCCGCGACGACGUUGGCUUCAGUAGACCCCUCACGGAAGAAGUUCUGCGAGAUGCAGUCCCACCACCACCCAACAGUAUCGUCGUGACACCUUGCCGCAGUUGGGAAGGCAUCAACGAUAGGUUUGCCAUUGUCAAUCCCGAUGCUGCCAGAAGCUACUUUGAGCGUCCUUAUGACAUCAUAUCAACAAACAAACACAUUGAUGAUCGUUUGGUUCGCAACCCCGAGUCUUUCCUGUUGUAUGCGUUUACGACGGCCAAGCUAAACAUCCUGGCCCACCCUGAGCUCCGGAACCUGAACCGAAUGUACAAGUCCAGCAGCGGAAAAGUGUCAGUGAAUACUGGAGAUAACAAUCCAGGCUGUCCCAAGCCCAAGUUUUACACAUACUUGGAUCGCCUGUUCGAGUUGUACAAUUGGUACAUGUAAGCGUUUAACAAGCUGGGACUGUAGCUGUCGUACCGGUACAUGCAGGGAGAGGCGGCUUCGAACAGGACUACGAAGGCACAUAUCACAUUCACGAGGAGGAGUCAGGUUUGUGGAGCCUCAAUGUCGGAUUUUCCUGACAGUGCCACAAGCAGUUCAGCUAACGAGGAACCUCCAAACAAUCACAAGAUGCAACGGUUGUUGCCGUGCUUUCUGGUUUGUGAAAACCUCCACGUUGGGAAUACUUUCGGUUGGCUGGCCUUCAGGCAGCAAUGCACGCCUCACAUAGUGAGCAUAGAGGGACUGAUGGGGCUUGGGCCCACGUUAGGAGGGCCACGGAUUGUAGCCGUGAGGCAUUAUGUAAGAGUUGUAUGCACGAACUUGCUCCAUUGGCCGCUCUUCUGUCCCCACUUUGGUGAUGGCGAUCUUUUGCUCUGAGAUGAGGAGUGCACAAAUAGACGCAACCAGGUAUCUAGGAUACAACAACUCUUUUACUACAAUGCAGCAUUACGAAAUACAGUAGUUUGAUGUACCCUUCGCGAUCAUCUCCUAUGGUCAUAGUCCCUUGUCCCAUAUCCUCGGAUUUCUCAAUUGCUGCUGUGAGACACCGAACACCCUUCAGGGAAGGUUGUUUUCUCCCGCUGACAGCUUCAAAACUUGUACGAGACAUGUGGAGAUGAUCCAUUGCCACGCUCACAUGACACCCAGCCCCCUGGUGGUGGGAAAUCUAGAGUAGAUGUUGCCUUGUAGAAAUCGACUUCCACCAUGAAAUCCGGAUCCUGUACCGAAGGGAUUUCGGAAUCAAUAAACCAUGUGUCGAAGCUGUAGAUGAUUCUGAAGGAAAGUUGCUUGCCCUCGUAGGAACUUUGCAUGAUGUAUUUUGGUUUGUUCUCAUUCAAUUCAUCUAGCAAAUACACUCCAUUCACAGCUUCUGUCCCAGCUCCUUCCACCUUGAUCGCAAUUGGACAUCCUCUAUGCUCAUCUGUUCUUCCCGUCGAAACCCAAUGGCCUUGAAGAUUCCGAGGAUUCUGAAAGUUCUUAUAAGCAGACAACUUGGUAUGUGUUAGUGCUUGAUUCUUGUAAGCUUCCGAUAGCUGCUCAGAUGUAGCCAGGCCUGAAGGAGCCACCACGGUUGUCAAAUAUUGGGGUUCAAUUUUUUCAAAAGAUAUGUGCUUGGACAUGCCUGCUGCUGAUUUCUUUCUUUGAUUGGGGUCAAUAUCCCUCCAGAGUUUAAGAAUCCGAAACAGUUCCCACUCUGGAAAAUCCAUUUCUAAAUCCAUAAGGAUCUCUUCCACAACAGUUGCAUUCAAAGAGGCCACAUGAUUGGCGGACAGUGAUUCUGACCAGGUACCGGUGGUACGAACCCAAUCUUUUGCCUUUAGCUGCAGCGCUUCUGGCACAGCAUUGCCAGCCAUUCUGCAUGCAUGCAAAAUGGCAAAAGAUGCACACGGCUGUUUAGCCAAGAGACUUUUUUCAAAGCACUCAAGGACAAGGACUCCCAGGCCACCAAGAUUGAAGUAGGAGGCAGCCACUGCCAAUGACACCAAUGAUUCAAUUUGAUGAGUGGGAACGUCAUUUUCCUCCCCAUCAGGUGCCUUUCGCUUGUUGAACUUGAGGAUUUGCGCUGAAUCUGUAAGCACAAAUUCCACCACUGCCUUGAGGACACUUCCUGAGAAACUGAGGUCUACAACCGGCAGCGAUGACUCUUGAAACUUGCCCAGCAGCAUCCCUUUGAAGACAUCCGAACGGGCUGCCAAUAGAAAGCGAUUCGCUGGCACUUCGACUCCAUCAGUUCCCUUAAGGACUACAUCGUUGAGACUAUCAUCCGUCAGGAACCUUUCCAGCAUCUCAUUGCGAUUCUUGCAGCAGACUGGUUGCCGCUGAUUGAUGCUCUUGUCCACCAUGGUUGAAUAUUCGCUGUCGUUCAGGUUUGAUGUCUUUCAGAACUCUCUUUUGCUUUUGUUUCUCUCUUGUGUCGCAGCGGCGAUGUUGGCUCGAAGAUUUAACAGCUCGUGAAACAUGCUUCGAAUAAUUGACAAGGGUUAGGGGUUUUGGAAGCAAGUUGAAGCAAGGA